UCUUCGAUUCUGGAUUUUGUACAUUAGAUGGCGCCUGGAAUUCGAACAAAUACAAUUCCCGUAGCGUUUCCAUUGGUCAGACAGGACUCACAAUCUUCGCAUGGAUUGGCCGUUAAUCGCGAUCGAGAGAUCUCCACGAAUCCUGACUGUGUCCUGUACACCAAAGAACAAAGUAUACAGGUUGUACGAAAGGCGAUCGUGCCGGUAUCGUAGGCUUGUGCAGUUUUGGUUCAUUGUCAUCGUUUUUGACGGGAAGCAACGAUUAAUCCCGAGAAAUAGAUCGCACGUAUGCACGUAUUGAAUGAUAAUACCUACACCUACGGGGCACGUACAAACAAGUGUGUGAGGCUGUGUAUCCGAUCAGUGUGUGUAUGCGAGCACAACCGCGUGCGGGCGGUUCCCACACGUCCGUGCAACAAGUGUCAUACACGGCAGCGCGGCGAAUAACCGAUUGUUUCGAAGAGCGCCGUGCAUGGUGCUUGUUCUUUCUUCAGUGGAUAGAAAGAACCACCGGCAAGGAUGGGCUGCGCGGUGAGCACCACCGGCGAGAAAGAAGCCGCCGAAAGGUCUAAGAAGAUCGACAAGGAUCUUAGAGCGGAUGGGGAACGGGCCGCCAGUGAGGUCAAGCUCCUCCUGCUUGGAGCUGGAGAAUCUGGAAAAUCUACUAUAGUAAAACAAAUGAAAAUUAUCCAUGAAACUGGCUAUAGUAAAGAAGAAUGUGAACAAUAUAAACCUGUAGUUUGCAGUAACACAGUUCAAAGUCUUAUGACAAUAAUUAGAGCCAUGGGUCAGCUUAGAAUUGACUUUGCAGAUCCUAAUAAAGCGGAUAUAGCACGCCAAUUUUUUACUCUAGCUUCUGCAGCAGAGGAGGGUGAACUAACUGGGGAUCUGGCAACAUUAAUGAAACGAUUAUGGCAGGAUGCUGGAGUACAACUCUGUUUUACACGUAGUAGAGAAUAUCAGCUCAAUGAUUCGGCAGCAUAUUAUCUUAAUGCGUUAGAUCGCAUAGCACAACCUAAUUAUAUUCCUACUCAGCAAGAUGUUCUCAGAACACGUGUAAAAACAACAGGAAUUGUAGAAACACACUUCUCUUUCAAGGGCUUACAUUUUAAAAUGUUUGAUGUGGGUGGUCAAAGAUCAGAAAGAAAAAAAUGGAUACACUGUUUUGAAGGAGUUACUGCAAUAAUUUUUUGUGUUGCAUUAAGUGGGUAUGAUUUGGUUCUUGCAGAGGAUGAAGAAAUGAAUAGAAUGAUAGAGUCAAUGAAACUAUUUGACUCUAUCUGCAAUAGUAAGUGGUUUGUUGAAACAUCGAUCAUUUUAUUCCUGAACAAAAAGGAUCUUUUUGAGGAUAAAAUCACCAGGAGCCCAUUGACUAUUUGUUUCCCAGAGUAUAAGGGUGCCAAUACUUAUGAAGAAUGUGCUUCUUAUAUUCAAAUGAAAUUUGAAAAUCUGAAUAAAAGGAAAGAUCAGAAACAAAUUUACACACAUUUUACAUGUGCCACUGACACAUCUAAUAUACAGUUUGUGUUUGAUGCUGUAACUGAUGUUAUAAUCAAAAACAAUUUGAGUAAUUGUGGUUUACUAAGUUAA
This is a messenger RNA of Eufriesea mexicana, 1590 nucleotides long. RefSeq names its product G protein alpha i subunit (gene Galphai). Gene Ontology annotation, cellular component: cytoplasm; heterotrimeric G-protein complex. Gene Ontology annotation, molecular function: GTP binding; G protein-coupled receptor binding; G-protein beta/gamma-subunit complex binding. The record is from RefSeq and is a predicted model, not a curated record. The coding region runs from base 520 to 1590 and encodes 356 amino acids. NCBI's taxonomy places the organism in Eukaryota, Metazoa, Arthropoda, Insecta, Hymenoptera, Apidae. Gene Ontology annotation, biological process: adenylate cyclase-modulating G protein-coupled receptor signaling pathway. The transcript is spliced from 4 exons.